This is a messenger RNA of Salarias fasciatus (jewelled blenny), 2700 nucleotides long. RefSeq names its product threonyl-tRNA synthetase 1 (gene tars1). Gene Ontology annotation, biological process: threonyl-tRNA aminoacylation. The coding region runs from base 86 to 2260 and encodes 724 amino acids. The record is from RefSeq and is a predicted model, not a curated record. Gene Ontology annotation, cellular component: mitochondrion; cytoplasm. Lineage: Eukaryota; Metazoa; Chordata; Actinopteri; Blenniiformes; Blenniidae. Gene Ontology annotation, molecular function: ATP binding; threonine-tRNA ligase activity. The transcript has 19 exons.
CGUCAUCAGACCUCACCGGCACCGUGUCUGCUGACGGUACAUUAACCAAACACUCUGCGAUAGUUUCCCCCUUCAUCAAGUUGUCAUGUCUGAGCAGGCCGUCGUGGAGAAAAUGAGCGAGCUGCAGGUGGACGGAGGGAAAAAGGGUGGACCUGAAGGUGGUAAAGACGGGGGAAAGAAGAAGGCUAAAAAUGCUGCUGGGGACUCUGGUGGCAAGGGUGAACUGACACCGCCACCUCAGUACAUUGACGAGCGCCUCAGUCUUUACACAAAGCUGAAAGCUGAGCAUGAUGCUUUGAUGGCUGAGAGGGCUGCAAAGGACAGCAAACCCAUCAAGGUGACCUUGCCCGAUGGAAAGGUGGUGGAGGCUGAGUCCUGGAAGACCACCCCGUACCAGGUGGCCUGUGGAAUCAGUCAAGGCCUGGCCGACAACACGGUGAUUGCCAAAGUAAACAACGGCGUGUGGGAUCUGGACAGACCUCUGGAGGACGACUGCAGCCUCCAGUUGCUCAAAUUUGAUGACGAGGAAGCUCAAGCUGUGUACUGGCACUCCAGUGCCCACAUCCUGGGUGAAGCCAUGGAGAGGGUGUACGGAGGCUGCCUCUGCUACGGCCCCCCCAUCGAGAGCGGCUUCUACUACGACAUGUUCCUGGACAACAACGAAGGCGUAUCCAGCAAUGACUUCCCUGGACUGGAGACUUUGUGCAAGAAAAUCAUCAAGGAGAAGCAGCCGUUUGAGAGGCUGGAAAUAAAGAAGGAAACUCUGUUGGAAAUGUUCAAGUACAACAAGUUCAAAUGCCGCAUUCUGAAUGAGAAAGUCACCACUCCAACCACCACUGUGUACAGAUGUGGUCCCCUGAUUGAUUUGUGUCGGGGCCCUCAUGUGAGACACACCGGAAAAAUCAAGGCCCUUAAGAUCCACAAGAAUUCGUCCACUUACUGGGAGGGGAAGGCAGACAUGGAAACCCUCCAGAGGAUCUACGGAAUCUCCUUCCCUGACCCCAAAAUGCUCAAAGAAUGGGAGAAGUUUCAGGAGGAGGCCAAAAACCGAGAUCACCGCAAACUGGGCCGGGAACAGGACCUGUUUUUCUUCCACGACCUGAGUCCAGGGAGCUGCUUCUUCCUGCCCAAGGGUUCCUUCAUCUACAACACCCUGAUCGAGUUCAUCAGAAGCGAGUACAGGAAGAGGGGCUUCCAGGAGGUGGUGACGCCCAACAUCUACAACAGCAAGCUGUGGCAGACCUCGGGACACUGGCAGCACUACAGCGAGAACAUGUUCUCCUUCGAGGCCGAGAAGGAAACCUUCGCCCUCAAGCCCAUGAACUGCCCCGGACACUGCCUGAUGUUCGAUCACCGUCCUCGCUCCUGGAGAGAGCUCCCCCUUCGGUUGGCCGACUUCGGCGUCCUGCACAGGAACGAGCUCUCCGGAGCUCUGACCGGUCUGACCCGCGUGCGGCGCUUCCAGCAGGACGACGCCCACAUCUUCUGCUCCAUGGACCAGAUUGAGGGGGAGAUCAAGGGAUGCCUGGACUUCCUGCGGACCGUGUACGACGUGUUCGGCUUCACGUUCAAGCUCAACCUUUCCACCCGGCCAGAGAAGUUCCUGGGAGACCCGGAGGUCUGGGACCAAGCGGAGAAGCAACUGGAGAACAGCUUGAAUGACUUUGGGGAGAAGUGGGUCCUCAACCCGGGCGACGGAGCGUUCUACGGACCCAAGAUUGACAUUCAAAUCAAGGACGCCAUCGGUCGAUACCAUCAGUGCGCCACGAUACAGCUCGAUUUCCAGCUCCCGAUCAGGUUUAAUCUGUCCUUCGUCAGCCAUGAUGGAGACGACAAGAAGAGACCAGUGAUCAUCCACAGAGCCAUCCUGGGAUCAGUCGAGAGGAUGAUCGCUAUUCUGACGGAGAACUACGGAGGAAAAUGGCCGCUGUGGCUGUCUCCCCGUCAGGUGAUGGUCGUACCGGUGGGACCAACCUGUGACGAGUACGCUCAGAAAGUCAGACAGGACUUCCACAGCAGCGGCUUCAUGGCCGACGUGGACCUCGACCCCGGCUGCACCCUGAACAAGAAGAUCAGAAACGCACAGCUGGCGCAGUACAACUUCAUCUUGGUGGUGGGAGAAAAGGAGAAGACGAGCAACACGGUGAACGUUCGCACACGGGACAACAAAGUCCACGGCGAGCGCAGCGUGGAGGAGUGCAUCGAGCGUCUGAAGCAGCUGAAGACCUCCAAGAGCCGCAGCGCGGAGGAGGAGUUCUGAGCCUCAGCAGAACCUUCAGUCUGCAAAGGGCUCCGUGGUUUAAAACCUGCUUGAUUCCGGGAGGAACUCUGCUUUUUACAUGUUGCUACUUAGGUUUUUCAAUUGCAGCAAUCAUGUGGUGUUUGUUUCCUGGUGUCUUCCAUUUUCCUCUCUUCAUAUACUGUUGUUAUCAAAUGAAAUGGUUGCUGUUCUUCAUGAGAUGAAGGAGUUUUGUCCACAAACCUUCUGCAGGUGACUGAUGAGCCUCUGAUGUGAUGAGAUCUUUCAGCAGCUCUUCAGACAAAACAACACGAUUUCCUCACAAACUCUCCCGUAGUGAUCAAAACAAAGUGGGAGGAAUGGUUUCUCCAUUUAGCCGUUUGUAUCAAUCGCUCUUUCUUUCUUCAGGGAAUUGUACAUGCGAUACCGUUUUGAUAAUUAAACAGUCUAUUCUUGAUGUG